AUGGGCACGGCCGAAGCCACCGUUGCCUGCCAGGAGCCCAGCGAACGGCUGCCUCUGCUCUGCCAGCCUUCUCCUAGUACCACCUACCUGAGCCAAGAGGAGGUGGUGAAGCAGGCGAGAGCUGCCCCCUGGCAAGGGCUGCGCAUGGCCCUGCUGGGCCUGGUGGGGGCCCUCGUUGCCUGCAUGCUGGCCACUGCCCUGGUGCUCCUGCUCACGAUGCCCCGGCCAGCCCCACCGCUGACCUGGUGGCAAAAGGCUUCCUUCUACCACCUGCCGCCCACCUCUUUCCCUGACUCUGACGGCGACCGACACGGAGACCUCGAAGGUGUGAGACAUCUCUUAGACCAACUAGUAGAACUCCGCAUCCAAGCCCUUGUGCUGGGCCCUGUCCUCGAGGGAGACGGUGCCAAUUUGAGCAGGAUUUGCUCUGCCCACGGCUACCUGGAACAACUGCGGGCACUGGUGACCGAUGGACACAAGCAAGGGAUCCGAAUCCUACUGGAACUUCCAACCUGGGCAGAAGAGCUGGACCCAGUUGCUGAGGACAACGGGACAGGAGUGUACCUGAAGGAGGCGCUGCAGUUCUGGCAGGCCCAAGGAGUGAAUGGAUUCCUGGUGGCCAAGGACCCCCCCUGGCGUCUGGAUGCAGUCCUGAACGUCUGGAGUGAGCUGGGCAGACAGAGAGGGACGGAUCAGGGCGAGGAGAGAGUCCUAAUGGUCUGGGACCAGAGUGAAACCUGCAACAUUUCCCACCGGGUGCCAAGCAGGGUCAUCCUCACUUGCACCCUACCAGGAAGCGAGAGGAAUCUGACGGCUGGUGCCCUGACCCAGCGGGUGGAGGCGGCCCUGCAGAACCCCGGAGGGUCGUGGCCCGGCUGGACGGUGGCUGGGGGGCUGCCGCUGGCUGCAGAUUUGGGGGAGACGCUUGGGGUUCUACUGCUCAGCCUUCCUGGAACGCCCCUCUUGCAAGGUGGGGCAGGAUCCCCAAUUCCACUGGGCAACACUAUGAAGCCGGGCACGAACGGGCACCCUCUUACAACCCUCUACCGCUCCCUUCUGCCACUCCAUGCAAAUUCAUUUGCAUUGCAAGGUGCCAGCUUUACCCCUCUGCCCCUCACCGGCCCCUCUGAGGAUGUCUUUGUUUUUCUACGACCCGGCACCUGCUCUGGCAUUCUGGUGGUCCUGAACUUGGGCUCACAGACCCACCAGCUCAACCUGAGCCAACCCAGCUUCCCAAACCAUGCCAGGGUCCUGUUUAGCAGCCGUCCUGAGCGCCAGAGUGAAGUCAACAUGGAAGAAGUCCGGCUGGUCUCACACCAAGCUCUCUUCCUCAAAGUACACUCAAGAUAG
Messenger RNA from Euleptes europaea (tarantolino), 1350 nucleotides. Its product is annotated as 4F2 cell-surface antigen heavy chain-like. The record is from RefSeq and is a predicted model, not a curated record. Gene Ontology annotation, biological process: amino acid transport. Bases 1 to 1350 code for a protein of 449 amino acids. The transcript is spliced from 8 exons. NCBI's taxonomy places the organism in Eukaryota, Metazoa, Chordata, Lepidosauria, Squamata, Sphaerodactylidae.